CUCUCUAUUUAAUACUAAUAUACGAGGGAUACACCCGAGAAUAGGUGAUAGGAAUUUAAAGAAGGCAAAAAUUUGACAAGCGUACAUUUAAAAAACAAACUAAAAUAAAAUAUGCAAGGUAAAAUAUUAAAGCGCAUAAGCGAGAGAGACAAAGAGAAGAGAGAGAGAGAGAAAGAGGACACGACUGACAGAGCGAGAUAGAGAUGACGAAUAGAACGGUAAUGCAGGGACGGGGAAGGGAAUACAGAACGGGACGAGGAGAGAACACGAGCAGACGGAAGAUGACGGCCAAAUGCAUGUUCAUUCUUUUUGUUGUCCUAUCGUUGGUCGUGAGCAGCGCGCUUUGCCAAACUUUCCAAUAUAGUCGCGGAUGGACCAACGGCAAGCGAUCCGAGUUUCCGAGCUCGCCGGAAAUCUCCGCUCUAGGAGACGAGCGUUUCAACAGCGGUGAUCUCAAGAGGCUGAAGAUGCUGAUACACGGAAGCGCCGACGAACAACCGCUGGUGAUCCACUGCGAUUUCGUGGACAAACUGAGGAAAUUCGUUCACAUGGAUAAUUAUGCCCCUCAGCUGCGCCGGGAAAAGGGACCGAAUGAGGAUAAUUACUGAAAGGGAUACUCGUCGUGAUGUACUUGUAUUGAUCGUGAUUGUUUUGAAGAUAUACUCGGCAUGUAAAUUUAGACGCGUAGUUUUAGUCAAACCAGAAUAAAUUAUCAUAAUAAUC
Messenger RNA from Formica exsecta, 723 nucleotides. Its product is annotated as pro-corazonin-like. Gene Ontology annotation, molecular function: corazonin receptor binding. Gene Ontology annotation, biological process: positive regulation of heart contraction. The transcript has 3 exons. Bases 204 to 608 code for a protein of 134 amino acids. Lineage: Eukaryota; Metazoa; Arthropoda; Insecta; Hymenoptera; Formicidae. The record is from RefSeq and is a predicted model, not a curated record.